Messenger RNA from Vavraia culicis subsp. floridensis, 499 nucleotides. RefSeq lists its product as uncharacterized. Bases 1 to 459 code for a protein of 152 amino acids. Lineage: Eukaryota; Fungi; Microsporidia; Pleistophoridae. The record is from RefSeq and is a predicted model, not a curated record. The transcript has a single exon.
AUGAUAAAUAACAAAUUUUACGUAGCAUUUUUGGAAGAAACUGUUCAAAAACACGAUUAUAACUGUGAGUUGAUAGGACUGGCCUUGGCACGCCUUUUUCCAAAUCCAUACGGCAAGGACGGUGCAUUCGACCUUGACAAAUACUUUCUGGUCACGAUAUGGAAAUUGUUAACUUGUGAAGAGAUCUUUGAGCUUAAGAUGGAAGAUGGAAUGUGUGUCAUUGGAUCACAUGUUCCUCCUCUUUACGAGUCGUUGCGAUACGACCCGGAUAAAUACUUGCAAAGGUUGAGCAGGAUAUUUUCAAUGUACAAAGACAUCAUACAGGGUUACCUACGAGGCUACAAAAUUAAUGCUUACGUGGAAAUAAACCACAAUAAUUUUCUAUAUCUUAAGGUAAAACGAGCUGGUGGUAAUGAAUCGGUAAUCACAUCGAUAGACGAACGUGUACAGGACCCAUGAGGACCAAGAAAGUGCAAUAAAAAUUUCAUUCUAGCCACAA